AUGAUAUUACGCCAUUUCCUGACAUUCCAUACCACCAGCACUAUCUUAGCAAUAAUAGCAUACCCUUUGCUUCCAGGUCUACCUUCACGACCAAAGCCCAAGCGACUGGUGUGGGUGCUGGGCGUUGUAGUGGGUGGAGUAGUAGGUGUGGCUGGAGUUGCAGCGGGCAUGUGGUGGAUGCGAGGGCGAGGUAACUCGCACACUUUACGAAACAGGGAGGACUGCCUGACGAAACUACACAAGCCUGAUCUUACAGGUAACGGAAGGGACACCGAGGACUCACUGGGCGUGAAUGGAGUUGUCCAGCAUACGAUUUACGAUUCAAUGGGACGCUACCGAGGUUUUGCUCACCUACAUCAGAACGAUAUGUAUCAAAACAGCAUGUUGACGCCUUCAGCCGCAGCCACAACAACAGUCACCGCUGCCCCUUCACCUCCCCCGGCCGAGGUCACGACAAGCACCCUUACCUCCAAGUUAUCUCUCAUCAAAAGGGGAAAGCCGUCCGCCACACCAGCUCCACCACUUGACCCAAAGUUCGGCGGUGAGGCAAUAAAUGGCAAAGGAGGAAGUGGAGGAGGAGCGCUAGGAGGUAUAGGGAUAGGAAGUAUAGGCGGGUUAGUAGGAGGACUAGGAGGAGGUGUAGGAAGCGGACUUGUAAAGGACACUAGAGGAGGCAUAGCAGAAAUUGGAGGAACAGCAUUAGGGAUAACAGGAGGCUGUGGUGGAGACGGUAAAGAAGUGGUUGGUAGUGGUGGUAGUAGUGGUGGUGUCGGUAGUGUUAUUAGUGGUGCUGGUACUGGUUAUUGCAGUAGGGGUGGUGGCAGUGAUGGAGUAACAACAGGAUCAGGAGCAACAACGGGGGCGGAAAAGGAUAUAUCAGAGGCCCCAUGGCAGAAGAUGAUCAACCAGCUAACAUCGAGCACUAGCGAUAGCAAGUUCUUCGAUGUGUGGCGGAUUCCUGGGGUGAAAAAUGUCCGUCAACAUCCACCUAACGAGAGUGUUUUAUAAACGGGAAGAGGCGAUAGAGAGAAGAAAAUUAAAUCGAUUAGGGUUUGUCUACUUAACAUGUAACAUAUCCUUAGCUGUCUGGCUCAUUAUGAAUGAAAUGAGUGCAUGUGUGUGUGUGAGUGAGUGUA
Messenger RNA from Eriocheir sinensis (Chinese mitten crab), 1136 nucleotides. Its product is annotated as pupal cuticle protein 36-like. NCBI's taxonomy places the organism in Eukaryota, Metazoa, Arthropoda, Malacostraca, Decapoda, Varunidae. The transcript has 3 exons. The record is from RefSeq and is a predicted model, not a curated record. The coding region runs from base 1 to 1008 and encodes 335 amino acids.